AUGGUCCGGCGAACAGUUGUACUGUUAGCAACACAGCUUCUGCUCGUCGCUUCCCUACCGGUGGAGCACACAAACUGGCAUCUGGUGCCGGACAGUGAUGGAAGACUACACCUUGUCAACACCAAUCCGUACAAUCUGCCCGAUGAUGCAUCCUCGAUCGCUCCGAAUUUCAAUCCGGAGCAGGAUUUGAUCUUCCGCCUGUUUACUCGCUCGAACCCGACAGCACCGCAGGUGCUGGAGUUUGGGAAUCCCGGUUCUAUUGCCGCCUCCAACUUCAACCCGGCCCACCCAACGCGUUUCACCAUUCACGGGUGGAACAGCAACGGAAACGAUGGCAUGAACACGAACAUCCGAGACCGGUAUCUCAGCAUCGGAGACUUCAAUGUGAUCAGCGUUGAUUGGAGUGCCGGUGCCGUCAACCCGAACUACAUUGCCGCCCGUAACGCUGUCGGGCCGGCCGGUGCAGCGCUGGCGUCCUUCAUCGACCAGCUCGUUGCUGCCGGUGCUUCUGUGGAUAAUACGUACGUGAUCGGGUUCAGUCUGGGUGCGCACGUUGCCGGCAAUGCUGGGAAGGGACAGAAUGGGCAUGUAAACACCGUGAUUGCGCUCGAUCCGGCCGGCCCACUGUUUUCCCUUGGUCAACCGGAUGCCGUUUCACCAGCCGAUGGGCGGUAUGUGGAGAUGAUCAUGACCAACGGAGGUUUGUUGGGCAGCAGUACACCCAUGGGACAGGCCACCUUCACACCGAAUGGGGGACGAUCGCAACCGGGCUGUGGCACCGAUAUUGGCGGUGGUUGUGCACAUGGACGUGCGCCAGCCUUCUAUGCGGAGUCGAUCACCACCUCGGUACCGUUCCGUGCGACGCGUUGCGCCGGUAUACAGGAAGUGGUGGAAGGAAACUGUACACCGAGCGGAGCAGAUGCCAUCAUGGGCGGCGAACCAUCGAACUAUGGACGGGGUGUUACUGGAGUUUACUUCCUUACCACGAACGAUGCGGCACCGUUUGCCAGAGGCUAG
This is a messenger RNA of Anopheles marshallii, 1017 nucleotides long. RefSeq names its product lipase member H-like. The record is from RefSeq and is a predicted model, not a curated record. Gene Ontology annotation, biological process: lipid metabolic process. The coding region runs from base 1 to 1017 and encodes 338 amino acids. NCBI's taxonomy places the organism in Eukaryota, Metazoa, Arthropoda, Insecta, Diptera, Culicidae. Gene Ontology annotation, molecular function: lipase activity. The transcript has a single exon.